Molecule: messenger RNA, 2052 nt
Organism: Frieseomelitta varia
Lineage: Eukaryota; Metazoa; Arthropoda; Insecta; Hymenoptera; Apidae
Product: esterase E4-like
Exons: 8
Coding region: 230-1930 (566 amino acids)
Source: RefSeq, a predicted model, not a curated record
UUUAAGAGUAUAUAAAAGAUUAUUAUUCUUCGCAGCAAGGUACUUGGGUUUCCCCACUAACUUUCCUCAUGGCUCUCGUAUAAAUUGUUCGCUUUUGCUCUCGAGUUCUCCAGUGUUCGUAUAAGCACCGUAUAUUGGUUAACUGGAUCAACUCGUUCUUAUCAACUUACCUUUUUUCUUAAGAACAAACCAAUUCCGACAAAGAGAAACUAAAGCUUUCUAGCUUACAAUGAAAGGCAUUCUGAUAAUUUUCUUUUGUAUCAAUGGCCUUGCUUUUACUCAACAAUCGGCCGAAGAGCAACCGUUGGUCACUGCACCAAUUGGGAAAAUUCGCGGUUCUAUUUUCACUUCUAGACUUAGUAGAAAGAUCUAUUCGUUCCGUGGUAUAAGAUAUGGUGAACCACCUAUUGGACAACAACGUUUUCAGCCUCCAAUACCAGCAAAUGAUUGGCGAAACAUUUUCGAUGCAACUGAAGAAGGACCCAGUUGCCCUCAUCCCGGUGGCAAGAUAAUGUCAGAAGAUUGUCUGCGUUUAAAUGUUUAUACUACUAAAUUACCAUGCAAACAUGAAAACGUAUCGAGACCAGUCAUGAUCUUCAUACAUCCAGGCGGCUUUUACGGUUUCUCUGGACAGAGUGCAAAUUUUGGACCACAGUAUCUACUGGAUAAAGACAUCGUCUUAGUUACGAUUAAUUACCGUCUUGGGACAUUAGGUUUCUUAAAUACUGGUGACAGCUUGGCGCCAGGUAACAUGGGCCUAAAGGACCAAGUCUUGGCCUUCCGCUGGGUUCAAAGAAACAUCGCUGCCUUUGGUGGCAAUCCAAACUCCGUCACUCUGUGUGGUUAUAGCGCAGGAAGUUACAGCACAAUGUUGCACAUGGUGUCACCAAUGUCUCGAAAUCUCUUUCACAGAGCAAUCGCAAUGAGUUCUUCAGCUAUUAAACCGGAAGUUUAUAGCGGCAUAUCGCAACAUGGACAGCGAGAACUUGUUCAAAAGCAGGCGCGGUUGUUGGACUGUCCCACUGAUCCAACCAGUUCUAUGAUAAGCUGUUUCCGCUCGAAGCCUGCAGAAAACUUCACAAAUACAUUUAACUCUCUAUUCGAUUGGCGUGGAAAUCCCACUUUGCUUUGGUCACCAGCUGUAGAACCGGAUGUUCCCGGUGUCAAAAGAUUCUUAACCGAUCAGCCGUACAACUUGAUAAAGCAGAGAAAAUUCUAUCAGGUUCCUUUAAUAAUAGGAGUUACUGAAGAUGAACUUGGUGGCAUGGUUGCGAAUUACGAAAGAGCGGCACAAAAUGGUAACGACACCAUAUAUCGUGAAUUGGAUAAAAAUUGGAACACUCUCGCUCCAAUCGUAUGUAGAUACGAACGUGACACGCCACGGUCAAAUUACGUUAGCAGAGAAUUGCGGAAAUUCUAUUUCGAUGAUCAGCCAAUUAAUUCGACUAACAACAGAAAACUCACUGAACUUUUCGCUGAUUGUUUAACUAUAUUCCCCGUGUACCGAGCAGCCAGAUUAUUCGCCACGUAUUCUACACAUCCGGUGUACUUUUAUAAAUUUACAUUCCAAGGACGAAGGAGCUUCAAUAUGUUGAACGAUAAACCAUAUGGUGUAACGCAUCACGACGAUUUGCAGUAUCUUUUCUUCAUGAAGACUUUCUUCCCGUAUUUCGAGAGCGAUGCGCCCGAAAUCCCUAUGGUGGAAAUUUCUACGAGCAUAUGGUCGAACUUCGUAAUGAAUGGCGAACCGAUUCCCAAAAACGAUGACAAGCUCAGGAAUGUGAAAUGGAGUAAUCUGAUACCUGAGCAAACUAACUUCUUGGAGCUCAAUCUUCAUCCGUCCAUGAAGACCGAGUUUUUCCCUGAAAGAAUGCGCCUGUGGGAAACACUAUUCCCAGCACCUUCAGUUCCAAGUACAGCGAAACAUUGAAUCUACGAUUGAGAGCCUGUUUCUCUGGUUACUGAAUCGAUAUUGGAUUCAAUAAAGCAUUAAUAUACCGAGCGCAAUGAAAAUAUGUAGAUGUUGCUAUUGUUUUUUUUUUUUUUUUUUUU